Messenger RNA from Carya illinoinensis, 1794 nucleotides. Its product is annotated as probable serine/threonine-protein kinase PBL7. The transcript is spliced from 5 exons. Lineage: Eukaryota; Viridiplantae; Streptophyta; Magnoliopsida; Fagales; Juglandaceae. Gene Ontology annotation, molecular function: protein kinase activity; ATP binding. Gene Ontology annotation, biological process: protein phosphorylation. The record is from RefSeq and is a predicted model, not a curated record. Bases 170 to 1351 code for a protein of 393 amino acids.
CUUUGAAAGUUCCCUCUGGCCCUCACAGCCAACCAGCCAGCUUGCCAAGAAACAGGUUUUCUUGGGGAGAGGUGGGCUCUUCUGCUCAAUUUCAAUUUAAAGACUGAUCUUUUAACCUUUCCUUCCUUUUUCUCGGGGAAUACUCUGCUGGCAUUUUCAGAAUUAGAACAUGGGUUGGUUUCCCUGCUCUGGAAGAUCACACAAAAGUAACGCCAAGGUGAUGAAGAAGAAGAAAAACUUGGAGCUGCAGGAGAGCCCGCUUGAUCGGAUUAAACCCAGUUCAGAGAACUUGAAGAUAAGUUCCUCUUUAGCAUCCAAGGAGGCCUUUAAAAUCGGAGGCUCCAAUCAUAUUUCGGCUCAGAUAUUUACAUUCCGUGAGUUGGCAGCUGCGACUAGAAAUUUUAGAGCGGAAUGUUUUUUGGGUGAGGGAGGUUUUGGUAGGGUAUAUAAAGGGCGUUUGGAAGGGACCGAUCAGGUUGUAGCUAUCAAGCAGCUUGAUCGGAAUGGGUUACAAGGGAACAGGGAAUUCCUUGUUGAAGUCUUGAUGUUAAGUCUGCUACACCACCCUAACCUUGUUAAUUUGAUUGGUUACUGUGCUGAUGGAGAUCAAAGGCUUCUGGUUUAUGAAUACAUGCCACUAGGAUCUUUGGAAGAUCAUUUGCAUGACAUCGUACCUGGUAAGAAACAACUUGAUUGGAAUACAAGAAUGAAAAUUGCCGCUGGGGCAGCAAAGGGAUUGGAGUAUUUACAUAACCAAGCUGAUCCACCUGUUAUAUACAGAGAUCUGAAAUGCUCCAACAUUUUGCUUGGUGAAGGAUAUUAUCCCAAGCUGUCUGAUUUUGGCCUGGCCAAACUCGGGCCUGUUGGGGAUAACACACAUGUUUCCACAAGGGUCAUGGGUACCUAUGGAUAUUGUGCUCCUGAAUAUGCAAGGACAGGUCAACUGACUGUGAAAUCAGAUGUUUAUAGCUUUGGGGUUGUUCUUCUGGAGAUCAUUACGGGUAGGAGAGCAAUUGACAGUUCAAAACCUCCAGCAGAGCAGAAUCUGGUUACAUGGGCAAGACCAUUGUUCAAAGAUCGUGCAAAAAUCUGGCAAAUGGCUGAUCCAUUGCUUCAAGGUCAGUAUCCUCCGAGAGGCUUGUACCAAGUUCUUGCUAUUGGAGCAAUGUGUGUUCAAGAGCAGCCUCAUUUGCGGCCGGCCAUAGCUGAUGUUGUCACUGCUUUGACUUACCUUGCUUCACAAAAACAUGAACAGCGAGACCAAAGCUCCCGCCAGUCUCCCUGUUCUCCCCAAGUAAAGGGAAGUGCUAAGAAGUUCAAUCGUAAAGUGGAUCUGAGAGAGAUUGAAUAGAAGACUAACUAGAGAGUGUUUCUACGGUAGAAGUGAAUCCAAACUGGUUCCUUCCAUAAUGAGUCGGCUGGUGUCACACAGGCCAAACAUGGCUGCUAUUUUGGUCAUACCAAGAUUGAUGCUUAUAUAGGUGAUAUAUAUAUUUGGUUGGUGAUCAGAAGCUCAGUGCUUGGUUGUGAGUGAUUGGUUGUUGAGUUUCAAUCGUGCCUCGCUAUCAAAUUUUGUAAUGGUCUAGAUAACAGAACGAUACUGAUACAUUUGUCUUUAGAAGAUAUUUGCAUGUUCUUUACUUCAUGUGAAUCUGUGAUGGUGAGCUCAGGUUGCAGUACACAAAGAGGCAUUCACACUUGAGCAGUGUUUCCUCCCUUUGUAUUUACUAGUCCCAGCUGUGGUGACCUUUGGUUGAUCCUGGUGUUAUAUGAAAAAUUUCAACUUUUACAGUA